Messenger RNA from Sclerotinia trifoliorum, 1385 nucleotides. NCBI's taxonomy places the organism in Eukaryota, Fungi, Ascomycota, Leotiomycetes, Helotiales, Sclerotiniaceae. The record is from the annotation of a GenBank genome assembly.
GGUCUCUUGAUCAACCAACAGUUGUGUUUUUAGAGAGCGACAUUGUGAAUGUUCCCAAUUUUGCGGUCACCACUGAUACUUUAAUGGGUUUAAUUUGACCCUUUCUUGAUACCCAAAAGCAAGGUAGAUUGGAGAAUAUAUCACAAUGCCCUUCACGGCCCCUGCUCAGCGGAAAGGUAUCACGCAUUUAUUUGUAUGUGCAUUCAUACAGUUAUUUCUUUAGUAAUCAUGAAUCUAAGCUUGAGUGCUGUUGUUGGGCUUUUUGACAAUGGAAUACUUCUUAAUUGUACCUUUACUAAUAUACCACAGACCCCUAAACUGACUGCUUUCGAACACACACCCAAAGCUUCAGACUCGGACCCUCAAAAUGUUGUCAUCUUCAUUGGUGGUCUAUCUGAUGGUUUACUCACUGUACCAUAUCCAUCAUCAAUCUCAGAUGCAUUACCAGCAGAUUGGAGCCUUGCUCAAGUUCUUUUAAGUUCCGCGUAUACCGGAUGGGGUAUCUCCUCCCUCAAAAAAGAUGCCCAGGAAUUAUCUCAAUGUGUCGCCUAUUUCCGAACCAUCAAAUCCGGCAAGAUUGUCUUAAUGGGACAUUCUACUGGUUGUCAAGAUGUCAUGGAAUACCUAACAGGACCCGGACACGAAACAAACACUUCGAUCGAUGGAGGUAUUAUCCAAGCUUCAGUAAGCGAUCGUGAAGCUUUGGGACAGGAAUUGGAUGCAAAUGUUCUGAAAAAUAGCAUCGCCUUAGCACAAAAAAUGGUUGAUGCUGGUGAUGGUGAAGAAAUUUUACCAUCUAGUGCUAUAGAAGGAUUCUUUCCAUCGCCUGUGUGUGCAAGGAGAUGGCUCUCGUUAACAAGUCCAAAUCAUGAUGGGGAUGAUGAUUAUUUCAGCUCUGAUCUUACGGACGAGCAACUGAAAAGACUUUGGAAGCUUGCCCGCUAGGAGCCCGUUGUGCAUUUUAUACUCUGGAAACGAUGAAUAUGUUCCGAAAUAUAUUGACAAAAAGGCCCUAGUAAAACAAUGGAUUGAUAUUGUGAAGAAGGGAGAUGGAAAGGUUGAUGAGGAAAAUUCUGCUAUUCUACCCGGCGCCACACAUAACUUGUCAAAAAGUCCAGAAGUUGUGCCAGAGUUGGUAAAGAGAGUCUUGGGAUUCUUGAAGGGUUUGUCCUCACAAUCUCAUUUGUGAUGUAACUCAGUGCGGGUUCUGAGGUAACGGGCUAGUCUUCAAGCCACAAUCUCGGUUUGAGAGCGAGCAUUUAACAUAAAAUUCUUUUGUGAAAUUAUGGCUACGAAAAGGCUGCUAUCGAUUCAUGGUUUUUGCUCGGCAAGCCCAAUAGAGAAAUUAAAACUUUUACACCAUUCAACACAUUUUCCGAAUUCAG